This is a messenger RNA of Lingula anatina, 1628 nucleotides long. RefSeq lists its product as uncharacterized. NCBI's taxonomy places the organism in Eukaryota, Metazoa, Brachiopoda, Lingulata, Lingulida, Lingulidae. The record is from RefSeq and is a predicted model, not a curated record.
CUGGAAUCGGCUAUCAAAAACAUGCUUCAUUGCCCGGUUACCUGCAACAUGAUACACAGGGUCCCUAAAAUCUAAAUAAUGCGGAAAGGUCAUGUUGGAGCAGGGUUUAGAGGCUUUUUUGUGGACCUUAUGGAAAAUAUCGAAACACCACAGCGACCUUCCAGAGUGUGAAAGUUAAUAACUUGUAAGGAGCUAGGGUAUCAUCUGUAGAGAAUGGAAACUAGAAUAAUGACGCCAAGUUUAGGAAAAUGUAAAUGGAAAAAUAAGUUGCCUCAUUAGCAAUACGAUCUGUGAACUGCGUCUACGUACAAAAUUUAUAACUACGUGCAACUGCUAUGGAGUCGCAUCAGAAAAACCCAUUUCAUUUGCCCCCCUCAGGAGCGCUACCCAGUAUUCACCAUAGCACACGACAUACAGGCAACAGGGCACGCACAACCCGACCCGAGAGAAAAUUCACCCAUUUUUUAUCCCCAGAGGCGCAACUUGCUAUGGCGCAGGCCGAGGAGGACACGGUUUCGAUCCGGCAGACAUCGUCUGCUCACGUUCGGUCAACUUCACCGCCUAAACGCCACCAUGAGCAUCACAAGAAGCGAAAACAUUUAAAUAAGCGCCACACCUCUUUUACGGAACUUUUCGAAAGAACGUCUUCUCGUUUAGACGGAGACAUAACACAGCGUCCCCAUACCCAUCAACAUCAGCGUGAACAUCACGGUCACCAUAGCAACCACGGGUUCACACAAAGACGAGCACUGGGGGACCAAAAACUGGACAAUGCCAUGGAAUUAGUCGAACACGUGAACCGUGACGAACCUUUUGCUCAUAGACAUCCCUUUGAGGAGCUUCUGGACGAAGAUGAUAAAAUCAUUGAAGAAAUUGCCCGCAGAAAUGCCCUUGAUAAAUGCCACGUUUGGAUGCAAUCUCAAGAACACUUCCACGAAAACCCCAACGGGCAACACGAUGACGACGAUCACCUACUCGAUGAAUGAUGCCAUUAAAUGUAAUUCUGAAACAUUAAUGCGGAUUUAUAUGCCAUCAGAUUAUGCUUCUGCACGGACCGACCUUAUUAUUCAAGAAACUACGAGAUCAUAUUUCAGAUAUUAAUCAUUGAAAGAUCGUGUCAUUAGUCCUUUUGUGGACUAACAAGUGGUUUCGCUGUCACGAUCCGAAAAGAGCAGCAACAGCCUGAUAAGCAUUCUUGAGAAGAAUUAAGAAAUGUCAUUUGAAAUUUACUCAUCAAUAAAACACAUAAUACCUAUUUUCUCUCUGGCAUUUUACCUGCUAAGAUAAUCAAGUUGCUCAAAUUCAGUAAAAAAAAAUGCCAUAUACACCCGCUUAUGGAGGGGGAAACGAAACAUUAUUUGCCAAAUAUCAUAAAUAUAACCUUGCACAUCAAUCAGUGUUUUGUAUGUCUAGUUAGAAGACGUUUUAAAAAAGCGGAGGCAUAGUGGCUUGGCGUAAAUGCUUUUAAAUUUAAUUUGAAAGUAUUUCCUGCCAGACCUGAAAAGACUAAAGUCAAAUAGGACGAGCACGGCAAGUAUUGAUUAUAUGCCAGUUAGUGCAUAUGGGACACAAAACUCAAUACUUCAUUUGAUCUCAGAACUGUAGUAUCUAGACGUUUUCAUUGUUAU